Messenger RNA from Pogoniulus pusillus (Red-fronted tinkerbird), 1125 nucleotides. RefSeq lists its product as uncharacterized. The record is from RefSeq and is a predicted model, not a curated record. NCBI's taxonomy places the organism in Eukaryota, Metazoa, Chordata, Aves, Piciformes, Lybiidae. Bases 72 to 788 code for a protein of 238 amino acids. The transcript is spliced from 5 exons. Gene Ontology annotation, molecular function: peroxiredoxin activity.
CCCUGCGCUGCCCUGCGCGCCCGCUCCGGCGCCGACUUCCUCUGCAGGCGGCCCGCGGCGGGAGGCCGGACAUGAGCCGCGCUGCGCUGCGCGCCCUGCGGCUGUGCCGCGCCCGCCCGCCCCUUCUACCUCUUCUGGCCUCAGGGGCACUCCAAAGGCAGCCCUGUCUGGCAUACAGCACCAAGGAGGAGAGGCCUGUUGGGCGGUACCCCGUACCCAACAAGAAGGACAUGCCAUAUGACAUCGUGGAGCUCAUGGAGGAAGUGGAGAUGAAGACUGGAUUCCUGCCCAAUGUGUUCAAAGCUAUGUCCCACAGGCCUGCUGAAUUCAGAGCUUUUUUUGCUUACUACAAUGCCAUUAUGAACAAAGACACAGGACAACUCAGCAAGGCAGACAAAGAACUCAUAAUUGUGGCUACAAGCAGUGUGAACAGAUGUCCCUACUGUGUGAUUGCACAUGGAGCACUUCAUCGGAUCUACUCCAAGCAGCCUGCACUGGCUGACCAGGUCACUGUGAACUGGAAGCUGGCUGACCUGAGUGACCGGGAACUGGCAAUGCUGGAGUUUGCUCUUGCGGUCUGUCAAGCCAAUAACAUCACUGAAGAGCAUUUCCAGAAGCUGGAGAGGCACGGGUUUGACCGUGAAGAUGCGUGGGACAUUGGCAUGAUUUCAGCUUUCUUCGCCAUGUCCAAUCGCAUAGCCCACUUCGUUGACCUGCGUCCAAACAAGGAAUUCUACACUAUGGGCAGGAUGCCACGUGGGGAGAAGGAGGAAACCGAAUGUGCCUAAUGUGGCGGUCUGAUGCCUCUCUAUGUGAAUGAUUGAUCAAGCUCUUAAAUCUCAAGCUCAGGUGCCUUAUUUCUGCAUGUGUGGAAGGAUCAAAAGGGAAAGCCAGGCUGUAGGGAUGAGGGUUGGUGGAGCUCCCUUGUCCUUGUCAGUCACAGAAUGAUUUUGGUUGGAAGGAACCUUUAAAGGUCUAGUCCAACCCUCCUGCAGUGAGGAGAAGCAUCUUUCAUUUACUCAUCCAUUGUGACCUGGAAUGCUUCCAGGGAUGAUGCAUAUAUUACCUCUGGGAAACCUGUGUCAGUGUUUUGCCAGCCUCAUAGUAAAGCAUUUAUUCCUUCCA